This is a messenger RNA of Monodelphis domestica (gray short-tailed opossum), 4958 nucleotides long. NCBI's taxonomy places the organism in Eukaryota, Metazoa, Chordata, Mammalia, Didelphimorphia, Didelphidae. The record is from RefSeq and is a predicted model, not a curated record.
CCAAACGGAUCGGAGCGAGGCCGCCGGGGGCGGGGGCCGGUGGGCAUCAUGCACGCGCCCGUGCGCGUUCUUCUAAUCGCACUCCUUCCCUCCCUCUCUCUCAACCGCCCCUCCCCCUCCCUCUCGGGCUAGAGCUACGCGGCGGUGCCGAGGCCUCUCGCCCGGUAACGGCCGUUCCCUCCUCCCCCAUCCCUGCCGCGACGGCGGCAGCAGCAGCGGCAGCGGUAGCGGCCUCCUUUUCCCUUCCGGCUCCUCGGCUGAGCGGCGACCGUGGUAUCCCUACGGGGAAGAACUUUGAUAAACUGAACAGCAUCAAGAAUACAGCAUCCAAGAGUGUCAGUGAAUGUAUAUUUUGAAGAAACUAGGGAUCUUAUCAUGGAGAUGGACUAUCAAUUCAAAGACUUGUUUGGCCAGUGUUGGACAAACACUGAGGCACCUUAUGUUGAAUCUAAAUUUGAAAAGAGAAGAGUUAAUGUAACAAAGUACCAGAGUUACUCGAAAAUGGCAGAAGAGGUGGUGGUGGUAGCCAAAUUUGAUUAUGUGGCCCAGCAAGAGCAGGAGCUGGAUAUCAAGAAGAAUGAAAGACUUUGGCUACUGGAUGAUUCCAAGUCCUGGUGGAGAGUUCGAAAUUCUAUGAACAGAACUGGUUUUGUGCCUUCUAACUAUGUUGAAAGGAAAAACAGUGCUAGGAAAGCUUCUAUUGUGAAAAAUCUAAAGGAUACUUUAGGUAUUGGAAAAGUGAAAAGGAAACACAGUGUGCCAGAUUCUGCAUCUCCUGCUGAUGAUAGUUUUGUUGACCCUGGAGAACGGCUCUAUGACCUCAACAUGCCUGCUUAUGUGAAAUUUAAUUACAUGGCAGAGAGAGAGGAUGAAUUAUCUUUGACAAAAGGGACAAAGGUGGUUGUCAUGGAGAAAUGCAGUGAUGGUUGGUGGCGGGGGAGCUAUAAUGGACAGGUUGGAUGGUUUCCUUCAAACUAUGUGACUGAAGAAAGUGACAGUCCUUUGGGUGACCAUAUGGGCUCCUUAUCAGAGAAAUUAGCAGCAGUUGUGAACAAUUUAAACAGUGGACAAGUGUUACAUGUGGUACAAGCUCUCUACCCAUUCAGCUCCUCUAAUGAUGAAGAGCUAAAUUUUGAGAAAGGCGAAAUAAUGGAUGUUAUUGAAAAACCUGAAAAUGACCCUGAGUGGUGGAAAUGUCGGAAGAUUAAUGGGCAGGUGGGCCUAGUGCCAAAGAACUACGUUACUGUCAUGCAGAACAGCCAAAUAACCUCAGGAUUGGAACCAUCACCCCCACAGUGUGAUUACAUUGGGCCAUCAGUCACCGGCAGAUUUGCUGGCAACCCAUGGUAUUAUGGGAAAGUCACUAGACAUCAAGCAGAAAUGGCAUUGAAUGAAAGAGGGAAUGAAGGGGACUUCCUCAUUCGGGAUAGUGAAUCUUCACCAAAUGAUUUCUCAGUAUCUUUGAAAGCACAAGGGAAGAACAAGCAUUUUAAAGUCCAGUUGAAAGACACUGUUUACUGCAUUGGACAGCGUAAAUUCAGCACCAUGGAAGAACUUGUAGAACAUUAUAAAAAGGCACCAAUUUUUACAAGUGAACAAGGAGAAAAAUUAUAUCUCAUCAAGCAUUUAUCAUGAUAGAAAGAUGACCAGAAUAACUGCCACAAAUUUCAAAUUAGAAAUGUAAUUGAAGACUAUGAAGAUGUUGGUCCAAUCAAGAUUGGAAAUUGAUGUUUUUAACUCCAUAUGAAAUUGACUAUAAUACAUAUGUAUUUUUAUUAUAACAUAGCACAUGCACAUACAUAUAUGCCAUUUUAUGUAAAAAAAAACUUUGUAAAGCAAUUGCUUCCAUCUUUGAUUUCCAGCUUUAUUGUCACUUUUCCUUUUUCUCGUUUCUAGUAAUGUUUUAUAUUUUUAGAUAUCAGUUUAGUGAAGGACAAAUAUCUUUAAAUUAUAGAUAUUCUAAAUUACUCAUCCUUUCUUCUUCUAGCAGGGCUACCCUAUUAGGCAUUUGUUUUUGUCACACUGUCUCUUGAAGUAUAAAAAUAUUUUUCCCCUAGUAUGAAAUAUUCUAAAAUAAAUUUCCCUGAAAAUAGUAAUCUUUCCUGUGUAGGCUGACCAGCAAUAAUAACUGAAAAAUAUUAAAGAUGGUUUCUAGAUACCAUUUUUCUCCUAAGCCAUUGUAAAUACCAAAUAAGGUUGUCUGCCAUUUAAAAAAAAAUCAUUCAUUGCUUGUGUUUCAUGUAAAACUUGAAUGUUGGAAGAAAUUUUGGGUAAUUUUAAUUUACAGUUAUUGAAGGGGCAGGGGAAACACCCUAAAAGAACUGAAUUGGCCUUUUCUGAUUAUUCUCCAUCUGUUACUUGUGUGAAAACAAAGCAAUCUCUGUGCGAUACAUUUAGCUUUUAAGAUGAAAAAUGAACUCUAGACAGUAAUUUUUCCAAAGGGGAUCACUUCAGGGUGUAUUCUGUGCCAACAAAAAAUAAGAUAUGACAAAGUUUUGGGGAAAAGAAUAAACAGUAAGAUACUUGACUAUUUUCCUAGGCAACAUCAACAAUGGUCAGACAUACUUGUUUAAAAAAUAAUUAUGUCCUACUCUCUGCUUUCUAGUUUUUAUAGGAAAGAGUUAGAACUUGUUGAUCUGAACACUAAACCUAGUGUUUUGUUCCCAAAUAUGCCUUACUUUGAAGAAUUUGUGAACUAGUCAGGAGAAACAGAACUUAUUCAUGUAGUUAUGGAUUUUAUUUCAAAGUCUAUUUUUGUAGCUGCUCUUAAUUGGAAGGGUUUUUUCCCCUGACCAAAACAUUGGUUUCUAUUGGAAAUAUGAGGCUUUGACUAUAGUAAUUAGGUUGAUUCUGUAUGCCUCGUGGGAAAAAUGGUAUCAUUACUUUGUAGUUAUACCUUUGUUGAGUGUUCUGUUUACUCAGAAAUUAAAACCUGAAGAUUUAUGCUAGACAGCUGGGUGAAAAUGCUCAUCAAAAACUAAUUUCAGGUGUUUAUAAAAGCUACUUCACUCAGUAAAUGGUGGGAAAUCAGUAAAAAUCUGAAAAGUGACCAAUAUUUUGUGGAGUUUUAAGGUUAGGAUGGUUCUUAUGGUUUUUAAAAAAGAAUUCUUUAGUAUUCCUUAAGUAUGUGAAAUGUUUAUCUUUUUUUCUCUUUACAUGUUAUCUAUACAUACACUUAAUGAACCAAAAGAACUUUUAAAAAUUAAACUCUAAAUUUAAUUCAGUUUUGAAAAACAUAAUUAUCUUAAAUAUGCUUUUGUCUUCAAGUUAUUUAUUACUCUAGUGUUGCCACUGGGUGGCAGUCCUGGCUUCAAAAACUUUGCUAAUCUACCAUAAAAUGAUAGAUCUUUCCAGAUGUUAUGAAGGCAGUGCUGUUAAGAUGAUCAGCAUUCUUCUUCUUCUGCUUUUGUAGCUUAGUUAAUUUACUGAUCUAACUCAAUGAUAAUUUGUUUAUAAAAGUUGUUGUUAGAGAAGUUUAAUAGUAAUAAAUGUGAUAUAUGCUUACUAUUUUUACAAACUGUACUUACCAGGAAUAUGAGUAGAUCAUAAGGCACACCAGUGAAUAUUCCUGCAGAUUUAUAGAAAUACCUAUCAAAAUGGGCCAUAGUUCCUUCAUAUGUAAAAUGAAGGGAUUAGAAUAGACACUCUACAGAUCCUUAACACUGAAAAAGGAGAAGCAAUAGCUCCAGUAGAUUCAAAUAAACUUGACAUUUUUUUUAUUCUUUAAAUGAUUACUAUUAAAAAUAUUCUGUGUAGGUGGAAUUUACCUUCAUUGUGGAAAUGCUGUUUUUGAAUAAUAAGAGAUUAAUGUUCCUACUUGAGAUCAUCAUGCCUCAAUUCUAUGUAUUUCAUUGUGUUAAUGUUAAAAGAAUGGGAUCUCAAGAAAGCAGCUGAGAAAUAAGUAUCAAAAUGAGCAUGUAUUUUUUGACAUCACUAGAUCAUUAUUAUUGCUAUUGUCUAAAAUGCCUUAUAGAAGUUAGUGAUGGCCAUAUUUCCUCAUAUUAUGUUCUUUGAGGAUAAAAAUCGUGCCAAAGUGAACCACAAUUUAAUUUAUUCCAGUGUGCUAAAAUAUUUUCAUUUAAAUUUAACACACCUGAGAGAUACAUCUGCAGUUUUUUGUAUUUCAGUCCUCUGCUUCUUUUAUAUCAUUGUCACUUCCUAGUAAUCCUCUCUUCCCUAAUAAAUACUUUUCUCUUGUAACAAAGCAAGUUAAGUAAAACAAGCCAAUACAUUGACCAUGUCUGAAAGUGUAUGCAGCAUUCUAUAUUGAUUCUCAAUCUUUCCACUAAGAAGAACAAAGUAUAAAUAUUAUUGAGCCAUGAAAAAGAUGAAUCUGAAGAAUUCAGAGCAUCAUAGACUUUAACUGAUUUCAAGAUAAAUAAGCAGAGCUAGGAAAAUAAAAUAAAUGGUUCACCAGCAUUGUAGAUUUAAAAAACCCCCAACACUUUAAUUAUAUCUAAAUUUCAUCAUGGGAAAAAAUGCACCUCCUUUGCAGAAGUGAAAAGCUGUGAGUAAAACAUUGCAUAUACUGUAAAACUCAAUGAAUGCCAUAGUUUUUCUGAAGUUCUUUUUAAUUCUUUGUUACAAGGGAUGGCUCUCUUGAGUAGGGAAUAGUGAAGAGCAAUGUCAGAAUUGAAGAUGAUGUAAAAAAUAGCAAUAAAAGUUGAAGGGAAAAUAAAGUGUUUCACUAGUCCUUGGCAAUCAAAACCAAACAUAUUAAUCUGAAUUCUGAUGUCUUGUUAUUUUUUUCAUUACUGUGGUCACUUUGAAUAGUAUUCUCUUGGUUCUUCACACCAUAUAAGAUCUCUGAGUCUUCUUAACAUUUUGUAUUUAUCAUUGUAUAACCUAAUAAUAUUCUGUUACAUUCCUAUGUUAUAAUUUGUUCAAUCACUCCAAAAUUGAUAGGCAUCCUCCUUGUUCCUGGUGUUUUUGCAACCAUAAAAACAAAUGUGGAUUUA